Messenger RNA from Aaosphaeria arxii CBS 175.79, 1347 nucleotides. RefSeq names its product PLC-like phosphodiesterase. The record is from RefSeq and is a predicted model, not a curated record. Gene Ontology annotation, biological process: lipid metabolic process. The transcript has 2 exons. Lineage: Eukaryota; Fungi; Ascomycota; Dothideomycetes; Pleosporales. Gene Ontology annotation, molecular function: phosphoric diester hydrolase activity. The coding region runs from base 1 to 1347 and encodes 448 amino acids.
AUGAAAACAACAACUACGCUGCUGCUGCAAGGCCUCUGGCUGGCCGGGUUCGCUAUGGCGCAGGACUCGUCAUCAUCACAGGAAGUCAGAACACUCUCUGGUUCAGAUAGGCGAUUGACCAGCGAGGUAUCGCAAGUUACCCUUCCCUCUGACUUCGAGGGAAGCAGCUUUGCAACAGGCACAAUGUCCAUGUCUGGCGUUUCUGUCAGCACUGGCGCACCCAAUACCACCGCCUCCAUGUCAUCAACAUCCAAAACCAAUACUCUCACACAGCUCGUUGGUGGCACGCCGACAACUUUGAACGGAACUGCAAGCAGUACUUCUGCAGCACCUCAACCGUCCAAUACCCAGCCCUGCAACAACUACCCCGAAUUUUGUACGCGGAAAUAUUCGAAUAUCACAGAAGUCUGUGCCCACAAUUCACCGUUCGCUGUCAAGAGAAACGUUGGCUCGAACCAGGCAUACGGAGUUACAGCGCAAUUGAACGAUGGUAUCCGGAUGCUACAAGGCCAAACCCACGAUGUCAACGGCACUCUGCACUACUGUCAUACAUCCUGCGAUCUCCUCGAUGCUGGCACCGUCGAGGACUACUUCCGUGACGUUACGAAUUGGCUACAGUCGAACCCAUUCGAGGUCGUCACCAUCCUAGUUGGGAACUACGAUUAUGAGAAGAAAGACGACAAUGGCAAUCCGCUGGUCACAUCUAAGAACUACGUCGACCCGAUCGAGAAGUCCGGCCUGAUGCCCUAUAUCUACCAACCACCCAAGACAGCCAUGGAGGUCGACGACUGGCCGACUCUGGGUGAAUUGAUCAUCAGCGGCAAGCGAGUCAUCAUGUUCAUCGACUACAACUACGACACCGACGCCGUCCCAUUCAUGCUCUGGGAGUUCUACAACAUGUGGGAGACCCCCUUCUCGCCAACAGACAUCAACUUCCCCUGCACCAUCGACCGCCCGGACGGCAUCAGCGACGAGAAGGCUAAAAAGAUGCUCUACAUGGCGAACCACAACCUGAACGUCGAAGUCAGCAUCGGCUCAUUGAGUCUUCUGAUACCAAACACUGUCCAGCUCAAUGUCACCAACGGCCUCAACGGCACCGGAAGCCUUGGUCUCCAAUCUAACCGAUGCACCGACGACUGGGGCCGCCCGCCAAAUUUCCUCCUAGUAGACUACUACAAUGAGGGCUCCUUCAACGGCUCCGUCUUCGAGGUCGCCGCCAGAGCCAACAACGUAACCUACGACCGCGAGUGCUGCGGCACGAAGUCGCUCGCCGCGCCCAUACUCUCCGGUCCCUCGGCACCGUUCCUUGGCCUCGUCGUCGCGGUCGCUUUCUCGUUGUUCUUGUAG